This is a messenger RNA of Halteromyces radiatus, 3081 nucleotides long. RefSeq names its product valyl-tRNA synthetase. The record is from RefSeq and is a predicted model, not a curated record. The coding region runs from base 14 to 2983 and encodes 989 amino acids. Gene Ontology annotation, cellular component: cytosol. Gene Ontology annotation, biological process: valyl-tRNA aminoacylation. Lineage: Eukaryota; Fungi; Mucoromycota; Mucoromycetes; Mucorales; Cunninghamellaceae. The transcript is spliced from 7 exons. Gene Ontology annotation, molecular function: ATP binding; aminoacyl-tRNA deacylase activity; valine-tRNA ligase activity.
GUUUCGAUUGACUAUGGCUGCUGAAGAUUCUACUAAAGAAGCUGCUCCUAUUGAACUGACACCUGAACAAUUGGCAGCUGCAGCUGCAAAGAAAGCCAAGAAUGAAGCCAAAAAUGAAGAAAAACGUCAAGCUAAAUUGGCUAAAUUAGCAGCAAAACAAGCCAAGCUCGAAGAACAAAAGAAGAAGGCUCAAGCUAAUGAAAAUUCCGAAAAGAAGAAGAAAAAGGCUAACAAGACUGAAACUCCUGUCUAUGUGAACAAAACACCUAAGGGUGAAAAGAAAGAUAUGAGUGAACCUAUGGCUAAUGCAUAUGAUCCUCGUGCAGUUGAAUCAGCUUGGUAUGACUGGUGGAUCAAGGAAGAAUUCUUCAAACCUCAAUUAACUGAAGAUGGUGAAAUCAAACCCGAAGGAUCAUUUAUUGUGCCUGCACCUCCUCCAAAUGUAACUGGUUCUCUUCAUAUUGGACAUGCUUUGACAGUGGCUAUUCAAGAUACUUUGGUACGUUGGAACCGUAUGUUGGGUAAGACUGUACUUUUCAACCCUGGUACAGAUCAUGCUGGUAUUUCUUGUCAAUCCGUGGUGGAAAAGAAAUUAUGGCAAGAAUCCAAGAUUACUCGUCAUGAUUUGGGUCGUGAAGCUUUUGUUGAAAAGGUGUGGGAAUGGAAGGAAAAAUAUGGUAAUCGUAUCUAUGAACAAUUUCAUCGUUUGGGUGCCUCUUAUGAUUGGGAUAGAGCUGCUUUUACUAUGGAUCCUAAAUUAUCAAAAGCUGUUCGUGAAACUUUUGUCCGUCUUCAUCGUGAAGGAACUAUUUAUCGUGCCAACCGUCUUGUGAAUUGGUGUGUUCGUCUCAAUACUGCUUUGUCCAAUUUAGAAGUAGAAAACAAGGAAAUUACUGGUCGUACUUUGAUGAAUGUUAUUGGUUAUGAUGAAAAGGAAAAGUUUGAAUUUGGUGUUUUGAAUGAAUUUGCUUAUCAAGUGGAAGGAAGUGAUGAACGUAUUGUCGUCGCUACUACUCGUAUUGAAACUAUGCUCGGUGAUACUGCUGUUGCUGUCCACCCCAAUGAUGAACGAUAUAAGCAUCUUCAUGGCAAAUUUGUGAUUCAUCCCUUCUUGGAUCGCCGUAUUCCUAUUGUGACUGAUGAUAUUGCUGUUGAUAUGGCCUUUGGUACUGGUGCUGUCAAGAUUACUCCUGCUCAUGACUUUAACGAUUAUGAAGUUGGUAAACGACAUAAUUUGGAAUUCAUCAAUCUUAUGAAUGAUGAUGGUACUUACAAUGAAAAUGCUGGUCCUUACAGUGGUAUGAAACGAUUCCAUGUGCGUACCAAGAUCAUUGAAGAUUUGAAAGCCAAAGGUUUGUUUGUGGAUGUCAAGGAAAAUCCAAUGACCGUGCCUGUAUGUAGCAAGUCUGGUGAUGUGAUUGAACCUAUUAUGAAACCUCAAUGGUGGGUGAAUUGCAAACCUAUGGCCGAAGCUGCCUGUCAAGCUGUACGUGAUGGUAAACUCAAGAUUGCUCCCAAGGUUUCUGAAGGUGAUUGGUUCCGUUGGUUAGAAAAUAUUCAAGAUUGGUGUAUCUCUCGUCAACUCUGGUGGGGUCAUCGUGUCCCUGUUUAUUAUGUUUUGAUGGAUGAUGUUACUCCUGAUUAUUCUGAUAAUACGUAUUGGGUUAGUGGUCAAGACGAAGCUGAUGCUCGUGCUGAAGCUGAACGCAAAUUCCCUGGAAAGUCAUUCACUUUGGAACAAGAUCCUGAUGUUUUAGAUACUUGGUUCUCCUCUGGUUUAUGGCCUUUCUCUCUUAUGGGCUGGCCUGAUAAGACUGAAGAUAUGAUGAAAUUCUAUCCUUCUUCUUUACUUGAAACUGGUUGGGAUAUUCUCUUCUUCUGGGUCGCUCGUAUGGUGAUGUUUGGUAUUAAAUUGACUGGUCAAGUUCCCUUCACUGAAGUCUUUUGUCAUGCUAUGAUCCGUGAUGCUCAUGGUCGUAAAAUGUCAAAAUCACUUGGUAAUGUCAUUGAUCCUGUUGAUGUGAUUGAAGGUAUUUCUUUGGAAGGUUUACAUAAUCGUCUUUUGGAAGGAAAUCUUGAUGCAAAGGAAAUUGCCAGAGCUAAGAGUGGACAGAAAGCGGAUUUCCCCAAGGGUAUUCCUGAAUGUGGUACGGAUGCUCUUCGUUUCGCCCUUUGCUCUUAUACUACUGGUGGUCGUGAUAUCAACUUGGAUAUCUUACGUGUGGAAGGUUACCGCAAGUUCUGUAACAAGAUUUGGAAUGCCACUCGUUUUGCUAUGAUGAAAUUGGGAUCAGAUUUCAAGCCUGUAGCCUCUGCAAAGCCUUCUGGUAACGAAUCUUUAGCGGAUAAAUGGAUCUUACACAAGUUGAAUAGAGCUGCUGUGGAAACCAACAAGGGAUUGACAGAACGCAACUUUUUGACUGCCACGAACGCUGUGUAUCAAUUCUGGCUAUAUGAAUUAUGUGAUGUAUAUAUUGAAGUGAUCAAGCCUCUCUGUGAUAUGGACACUACCAAUGAUGAAGUUGCUGCCAAACGCAAGAUCACUGCACAAAACACUUUGUAUACCUGUCUUGAAGCUGGUCUAAAAUUAUUACAUCCAUUCUCACCUUUUGUAACCGAAGAAUUGUUCCAACGUCUUGAACGUCGUCCUGGUGAUGCCACUAAAUCUAUCGUUUUGGCCAAGUAUCCUGUUAAUGAACCCACUUAUAUCAACGAACAAGCUGGCAAAGAAUUCGAUAUGGUAUUUGAAACAACAAAAACUAUCCGUAGUUUGGCUGUUCAACUCAAUAAGAAAAAGGAUGCCGUAGCAUAUGUACAUACCGCCAACAAGGAAUUGGUUGAUUUAUUCACUGCUGAAACUCCCUCCAUUUUGGCUCUUGCUCGUUCCAUCAAGAGUUUGUCCAUCUCUGACAAGACUGAUCCUCCUGCUGAUACUGAAGCUGCUCAAAUCAAUGGGGAUAUUGCUGUAUAUUUAUUGAAAUAGAUGAAUUAGUUACCUAAGUUAUAUAUAUAUUUUUUUUUUAUAUUUAUAUAUAUAUAUAUAUAUAUAAUAAAAAUCCGUUUUCUUUAUGAUACAAUAUC